Messenger RNA from Marchantia polymorpha subsp. ruderalis, 1388 nucleotides. The record is from the annotation of a GenBank genome assembly. NCBI's taxonomy places the organism in Eukaryota, Viridiplantae, Streptophyta, Marchantiopsida, Marchantiales, Marchantiaceae.
GCAGACAAACGAGGCGAUGGUCGAAUUCUUAUCGGCAUGCUCUCUGCGUUCGGAGUCGGUUGGCGCAAAGAAUGGCUCGGAGAAACGGAGGCUCGGACCUUCUGGCUCGCGGGAUUGGGAGCUCGCGCUUCUCUCGGCGACCUCCCUUGACGAGCUCUUCUAUUUCGCUUUCCGGAUGUUCGGACAGGCGGCGGAAAGAUUGAAUUGUCGCUCCUCGCUUUCCACAUGUGAAGUAUGGAAGGUAUAAGAUGGUCCAGACGCGCGCUCUUUUCUCCGAAGCUUGAUGACGGGGUCGUUGGCUUUGCGUGAGGGAAAGUUUCUGCCAUGCAUGACAUUCGCAGAGCCCGAAUCUGAUCGGAAGCUGUCCCGGGAGCUUCGGCAGCCUUGAGAUAACGACUAAUUCGACUUGGAAGAUCUGAAUACCUGGACUUCCUUGGCACUAGGCACAGCGAUGACUGCAGAAGGGAACCCCAGCGAGACCUCGUCAAGCUCCACCCAAGAAAAUCAAGGAUCACCGCAGAUCAUGGCCACAAACGAGCAGAUACCAAAUAUGAGCGAGAACAAAGUGGGAGUUACCAAAUGGCGUGGAGGUAUUAAAAUGGUCAUAAACUGUUCAAUCGAAAAGGCGUGGGAUACUAGUGCUGAAUUUUGCGGCCUGCAUAAAUGGGUAGCCACUACUGACACUUGUGAGUGUAUUGAGGGCGAACCUCAAGUACCGGGCUGUGUGCGCGUUAUGACCGGCAAUUCGUUCCCAAGAGCAGAUGGAAACAAGUCUUAUGCCAAGGAGAAGCUUUUGACGUUUGAUAAUGAAAACCGCAGCAUGAGCUACCUAAUGAUGGAGAACAAUUUCGGACUGAGCGAGUACAUAGCCACCUACAAAAUGCAGGAUUUGGGUGGUGGAGCUGUCCUUGUGGACUGGUCGUUUGAAGUGAACCCAAUUCCCAACUCCACUGAGCAGAAGACCGCUGAUUACAUGACUGGAGUUUACAAAGACACUAUGAAGAAACUUGAAGCACUUAUAAACUCACAGACGAGCACGCAGACCACUCAUGUCAGUCAUCAAGGUGGCGAUUCCCUUCAGGCUUCCAGCAAGGAGACUCUAAAGGACGAAAAGCUGGAAGAAGGCAAGCAAGUAUAAGCUCUGGACCCGGAUGUCCCAAAUCUAAUCUCGAACCGGACAGGAGAAGAGAAGCUGUCGUUCUGGUGGAAAAAUGUUAUAACUUCUCUGUGUAUUGUCAUGAAGGUGAUCCUCAUUUUGUAUCAUAUUGCACGUGCCUUGUCAUUGACAUCAGCUUCAGGUUCGAAAAACAGAGCAUAUUAUAGCAGUCUGCCAAAUCGUUCUUAUUCUGUACCCACUACAUGGAAUAAAGAGCACAAAUAGUUCUCAG